GCAGCCGUUAUCGGGGGCGAUGUGACGCAGAGGCCUGGAAUUAGGGCAAUGCUGCAGGGACUAUUUUACGUCGCGGAUGUAUAUUUCAGGCACAGUGCUAAUGCUGAUGACGCUGGGAGGCUUCUGGCCAGUGGCUGGGUUCUGCUUCCGGGGCGGUGACCCGGCUGUGACAGCCGCUGCUGCAGCCCGCGCAGUUUGUAUUAGGUGACGGUCUGACUGUGGUGGAAGAGGAAGAUGUGGAGGGAGAGACACCAGGCGGCCGGGGAACUGCAGCUCUUCCUCAGCGGCGUCCAUGAACAAGUGAAGAAGGGGGGGCAGCUAGGCCCUUGUUUUUACAAGGAUGACCUGCAGGUUCAUAUGGUCAGCCCUGGCAAGUGCAAAGCAUUGGAGUGUUUCUGUAGUGGAAAUGACAUGGUUUUUGUUAUGGAGAAAAAGCCAGUCAAUCUGGAGGAAGAUGCACAGGAAGAAUCUCCCACUGCUGGUGACAGCUACUCAUUCAACCAUUCUCUGGAGAAACCCUGCUUACCUUUGCCUAUUUCUACCAUGAAAGCAAGCUGUUCCAUUCACUGCUCAGUACCUGGACAGUUGUUGGAAUCGCCUUUAACCAAGCCCAACACCAUUCAAAAGAGAAAAACUAAACGGAGACCCUGUUCAUUCCCCAGCAAGCAGCUACUUUCCAGCUACACCUUGACACACAAUCCCAACAUGAGCGAGGUUAGGAAUGGGGAAUCGGUGGAAGUUCUCCCUCAUCUGUGGGUGCGAUGCGAUGCCUCGGAUGCAGAGGGCACCUGCUGGCUUGCUGCUGAGCCUAUUAAAAUGAACAAGAAUGAGAUAAUGGGAAUGAGCUUCCGUAUGGUGACUUGUACAGGUCCAACUGCAGACAAAAGCUCUUUUCCAAGUCUGGAUACUCUCAAAAAAUCCCACAAGGAGAGACAUCAUUCGUCUGCUAUGCAGACAAAAGGAUUUGCUCAGUACGAUUUAUUUAGCUACUGCACAGUGGAAAACUCCAUUAUAGAAUCACAAACAAGUGUCACAGUGGACUUUGUGUGGAAUGGUGUGGACCACAUCCUACAGAUCCCACCUUUGACUUCUGCUUCAACGCUGAAUAUCAAAGUGGAGUCUGGAGAUCCCAGAAGUCCUGUGUACGCUGUAUAUAAAGAGCUGGAUUUUUUACUGGUUUUGGCUGAAGGUAUGAAAACUGGGGUAACUGAGUGGCCGGAGACCUCGAUUGCCAAAUCCGCUGUUGAGCUGGUUCAGGAGCUACUGAACGAACUAAAGAAUAAGCUGGAUGGUGUUAAUAAUCCAGCACCUAAGAAAGAAGCAGAGAAAGUAAAGAGUGACACUUCAGUAGUGGACAGCUCCAUCCAGUCCUUUAUCACAGAGCGCGGAGACCUGGACUUUGCUGAGAUGCUGUGGUGCAAGAUGAGGAAAAGCGUCUCCUCUUAUCAAGAUGUCACAAACUGCUUCUCUCUCAUCAUACAGUCGCUGAGAUAUGGGGAGGUGCACCCUUGGAUCCAUCGUGGGAGCAACAGUACCCUGAGCAAGCUCAUUCAGCAAUCCUACCAUGGAAACAUGCAGAGCGUAUCCCUUUCUGGCACUACUCCCAUCCGCAUGCUGCUAGAGAUCGGUCUGGACAAGAUGAAGAAAGAUUAUUUGAACUGCUUUAUAGGUCGUGAACUUGCAACUUUUAACUACCUGGAUUAUUUUGUCAGCACAUCGGUGGAUUUGCAGGAGCAAGUGCACCGUAUCAAGAAGCUGCAUCACAUGCUGGAGGUGGUUGUAAACUGUAAUGCUUUCCUGAGCCUGGAGCAUGAGAACCUCUUCCCCCUCACACAGAUCUGUUUAAAGUUCUACAAAGAGAACCCGUGGAAUGAACAGCACGUGUUCCACCUUCCGAUACGGCCGAGUGUGAUCAGCGGCUUCUAUCAGAAUGCACACCCGCAGACAUGGAGAGUGGAGAUCCUCAGUGGACAUGGGCAGAAGGAAGUUAAAACUAUGUGGCAGCUGAGUUCCAGGACACCUGUAGACCACAUAACUUUUGAUGUGCCAGAUCUACAGGCUGACAUGACGAUGAAUGGGGAGAAUGAAGAGAUCCGUUAUUACCAGGCACAGGUCAGCAGCAGUCACGUGCACUUCUACUGAUCGCUAAAACCUGAAAACAGAAGAGGAGAGAUCACACAAGUCUUCAAUGAAAGUCUUUGUUCUGGGCGGAGGUGGCGGCACCUGUCAGGUGGUACAUUAUCGGUGUUUCGCAGACCAUUUUCUAGCUCUGUUUGCGCAGGAGGAUCAUCAGGAGCACAGCACCGAUUAGAAUACACAGUGUGCAGACCGUAGGCACCACAAUCUCUGUCACCAUUUCCAUGUGCCUGGUCAGUGGGUCUAGAGUAUCAGAGAAGCCAUGUAUUUGAACACAGUCAUGCAGAGUGUCUUCUAUAUAUACAGCGCAAAAACGGAUGUUCUACUGCUGCCAGCCGUAACAUAUCCUAUACGCAAUUAAUCCAGUUUUCUUUGUUCUUUUAUUGGAUUAUAAGGAAACAGCCUGAAUAUUAACCAUCCCCUCAUAUCUAACAACCCCUAUCAACAUAUAUGUCAGUGGUGGUCCUUUCUAGUUAGGAAAUCUUUACAUGUCCUGCAGCUGUAACAAAGGGAAUAUUUUUAAAGUCUAUUUAAUUUGUGAAAUAAUAUAUAAAGAUGGGCUUUAUGGUAACAACCCCUACUUGCCGGAUGAUCAGUGAGACUUCUUCCCCUGCGGCCACAUUACUGCAAUAAAAACAUGGCUGCACUUUCUAGGGAUCACUGCACUACAUGAAAAGUGGCCCAUGUCAUCUAAUCCGUCAGCUGGCCUCUUACAUUUAGUCCCGUUAGCCUGUCAUAUACAAAGUGGAGGUUUCCUAUCACUGGCUCUGCACAUUUGUUACCGUGAUUACAAGUAGCAUGUACUGAUAUGUUGUCUCUGAAAGCACAUCUUACCAUAAAUUAGCCGCAGUAAAUUUGCAGCCGCAUUCCUCUGCUCCUCUGAUUUUUCAAGAAGAAAACAGACAAAAGGGGAGGGAGCGUGAAUGUCUGAUGAGAUGACGUCCUGCAUAAUCCGGGGUUGGCACAGCUCCAGGUAAACACAAUUUGGAGUACUACUAGUUAUAGCAUUGCCUCUUGAACCUGCCCUCAAGCUUCACCAGCAGUGCACAUUUUGGCAUGUGAGCAUAUCCAAUCAGUUGAGCCAUUGCCUAUUACACCUGUACUUCGGUGAGGGACUUACAGCAACGUGCACUGGUGGUGUGGCCAGAGCACAGGCUCGGGAGCCACCUGGUUAGAGAAGCACAGAGAGCAGCUCUAUUCGGCAUGUAGUAGGGUUAUUCACACUCAGAACUGUCACAAGAGACACUUGGAGCCCCACACAAUACCUUGUUUCCCAGGUCUCGCUCAUCCAGUUUUUCCCUACUUUCUACCUACCACUAUUUGUAGUAAGGUAAUAGUUAUGUUUUAAAUUGAACUUCAGACAUCCAAGAGAACAGUGGAACACUGGUGCUCUCAGCCUUCUAUCUGCCGCAGGAACGCAGCAUACUUUAGCGUGUAGGCAUAACAAGCCGAUAACUGUCAGAUGCUGAUUGCAGAAAGCAUCAGAGCCCCACUACCCUAAUAUAACAUUGUGUGAAUAAUGACAUGUUUUGGUCUUUUACCUGAUCUGUUCCUCCUUUAAUCACAGUUGUGCUCCAUAAAUAUUCAGAAAUGGAGAAGAAUGUAUGAAUCACUUAGAAUGGACCGAAAUAUAAAUAUAUACUAAGGGGUAUAUUUGCUAAAGUACGGGUUUAUAAAAAUGGAGAUGUUGCUCAUAGCAACCAAUCAGAUUCUAGCUAUUAUCUUCUAGCAGGUGCUAGAUAAAUAAGUAGAAUCUGAUUGGUUGUUAUGGGCAACCUCUCCAUUUCUAUAAACCCGCACUUUAGUAAAUAUACUGUACCCCUUAGUCUCUUGGCUGGAUUUCUGUAACAGCUACUGUAUGUGUACGUAUUUUUACUAAGCUUUAAGCAUUAUCUACAAGAUGUUUUAAUGUUUGUUGUUCACAAGUUUUCCAUUAUGCUGCUGCUUGUAUUUGUUACUGCCGCCUUUUUCAGCACAUGUAUUAAGCAAUAGUUUUGAUAUAUUAAUAAAGACUUUGAAUAGGU
Molecule: messenger RNA, 4160 nt
Organism: Pseudophryne corroboree (corroboree frog)
Lineage: Eukaryota; Metazoa; Chordata; Amphibia; Anura; Myobatrachidae
Gene: ZWILCH
Product: zwilch kinetochore protein
Exons: 20
Coding region: 235-2142 (635 amino acids)
Biological process (GO): mitotic spindle assembly checkpoint signaling; protein localization to kinetochore
Cellular component (GO): RZZ complex
Source: RefSeq, a predicted model, not a curated record